Molecule: messenger RNA, 855 nt
Organism: Rotaria sp. Silwood2
Lineage: Eukaryota; Metazoa; Rotifera; Eurotatoria; Philodinida; Philodinidae
Source: the annotation of a GenBank genome assembly
AUGUACGGACGAGGACGAAAUAACAUCAGCACUCAUUCACAAUACGGUGAAGAUGAGCAUGAGGAAUCUUCAAGUGCAGAUUCGACAUUAGUCAUGUUAAUCGUACACAAUCUUGAUCAUAUGAUGCAACCACAUGAAUGGGAAAUAUUAUUAAAACGCGAAAUUCAUGGUGCACGUAUUUUAGGAGUAACGGUCAUCCGUGAACAAUCAUCAUCACGUCCAUGGGGUGAAGGUGAAUUAACAGCAUAUAUAUUAACGCGACAUGAUGCUCCAUUAAUUCGACAAUAUUUACAUAAUCGACGUCUUGGUUUUCGACGAUUACAUGUUGAUGCAGUAGCAAGUGAAGGUGGAAUUGAAGUAUUUCUUGUACACAAAAUUCUUCAAUUACUCAAACUCAAUCCACAAAUGUCCGACGUAGCAAUCGAACAACGUAUCAAUAGUUUUUUUCGACGUUUUCCAUCAUCUGUACGUCAACAUGAUUAUGAUCGUGCAGAUGUUAUGCGUUUGAUUCAUGAAUGUAUGGGUUUACCAGCGUCACCACCUGUAACUAGUGAUGAAAGUGAAGUUGAUGAAGAUUCACCACCUUCACGUCCUGUUACUACUGUUCUUCAAUCAUCUGUACCGACACAAGUACAAUCACAAUCGACUCUUAUCGCUCAACAACAACAACCAAAUAUUUCGAUACAAAUGUCACCACAACAAGAUCAACCUAUUUUUAAUCCUCAAUUGAUAACUAUUGAUGAACAUACAUUACAACUUCAUUUUACUCCACUUUAUUUUGAUCUCUUAGAAGCUAUGGCUAAUAUAAAAAACAAUAAUGAAUAUGUUCAAUUAUCGAACAAUGAUCUUUUCUAG